CUUACACGAAGCUUCCUCGAUGCAUUUAUUUUCACGAUCCCUAUUUCAUUAUUUUCAAGAAGUUUUCUAUUUAAUUUAAAGAAACUGAAUAUUUUUCUUUCUUUUAUAUCUUCUCAGGCUCUCAAGUCUCUCAAGAGAGACAAAAAUGGCGUCUUCAAGCUCUCCUUGCGCAGCUUGUAAAUUCUUGAGAAGAAAAUGCACACAAGAAUGUGUAUUCGCUCCAUAUUUCCCACCAGACCAACCUCAAAAAUUCCAAUACGUUCACAAAGUCUUUGGAGCAAGUAACGUCGCUAAGCUUCUCAACGAGCUUGCCUCUAACCACAGAGAAGACGCAGUAAACUCUCUAUUCUACGAAGCAGAAGCUCGACUACGUGAUCCGGUUUACGGUUGCGUCGGUUUAAUCUCAAUCCUUCAACACCGUCUUAAACAGCUUCAACAAGAUCUUGAAAACGCCAAGAAAGAGCUUGCUACGUACGUUGGUCCUCAAGCUAUGCUUCCUAUUCUCCAACCGCCUCAACCGCAUUUCAUGUCUCCACCGCCGCAACCGCAACGACCAUCUUCUUCUUCAGCGUCUGUGUUGACUCAGCAUCAACAUAACUUGUUGCCAAUGAUGGGUAUUCCAACUGGACAAUUGUACCAUCAACAGCAACAACAGAUCUUUGAGUCUCAGCAGUUAGCAGCGGUUGCGAGAGAGCAACAAAAUGAGAUGUUUAGAGCUUAUGGAGGAGGAGGAGGAAGUAGUAGUCCACACCAUCAAAACCAAGCUCAAGCUGAGAUUUUGAGGUUUAACAAUGGGUUUGACUCUGUACCGGCCGGUUCAGUUACGGUUACUGGGUUUAAUCAGUUAAGCUCCGGUGGUACAGCGGUAACCGGAAUGUCUCUUGGAGGUAACUUUGUUGAUAGUCCUUCGACGAAUAAUAAUUACCAUACGGAUCAGCAGUUACACCAUCAUCAUCAACAGCAACAACAUCAUGAGGCUCAACUGUUCAUACCUACACAAUCUUCUCAGCCGCUACCGCUUCAAACGCAGGACACGCAAACGCAGACGCAGCCUAAUUCAGAGAGCGAGGAGGGUAGAAGGAGUGUCAUUGGUUAAUCUCGCUAAUUGAGGAAUAAUAAAAAAGAGGGAUAUUA
Molecule: messenger RNA, 1134 nt
Organism: Arabidopsis arenosa
Lineage: Eukaryota; Viridiplantae; Streptophyta; Magnoliopsida; Brassicales; Brassicaceae
Source: the annotation of a GenBank genome assembly